CAGCAGCGGUAGCAACAGCAGCAACAGCAGCAAGCAGCAACAGCAGCAGCAGCAGCAUGCCGACGCGAACGAAGGCGGAGGACACGGAGGAGCUUCUCCGACAGCUGCACGUCGCCGAGGCGGAGGAGGUCGACAUAGAAGAAUCCGAGAGCGAGGAGAGCAAGGCGGCGGCGCGCCGCGCGACGAAGACCGAGGCCAAGAUGCCGCGAAAGCGCGGCCCGAAGAAGAAGAAGAUGACGAAGGCGCGCGUGCUGAAGUUCAAGCUACGGCGCUGCAAGGCGAACUCUCGCGAGCGCACGCGCAUGCACGGCCUCAACGACGCGCUGGACACGCUGCGCGAGGUCAUCCCCGUCUACUCGAAGACGCAGAAGCUGUCUAAAAUCGAAACGCUGCGACUGGCGUCCAACUACAUCACGGCUCUCAGCAGCAUUCUCGACAACGGUAAGAAGCCCGACGUUGUCGCCUUCGCGCAGACGCUGUCGCAGGGCCUGUCGCAGGCGACGACCAACCUCGUCGCCGGCUGUCUACAGCUGAACCCGCGCACGCUGCUUCCCGAUCACGCACGGGCAUACGGCUACACGAUGUACUACUCAAACUCUAACAGCCUGCCCUACACGUACGGCGGACACGGCGGCCACCAGGAGGCGCUGCCGGGCUUUCCUGCCGACGGAUUCCCGCUGCACGGCCUGCAGGCAGACGUCGCGUCGCCGUACGCCCCCGUGCCGGAGUUUAGCAGCAGCCUGAGCGCCUGCGACGGCCCGUUCGCGCGCGGCGCCUCGGCGUGUCUGGAGAAUCGCGGCUACAUGACGUCACCGGAGCGCACGUACGGGACGUCACCGGAAGGUGGGUACGUGACGUCACCGGAAGAUGGGUACGUGACGUCACCGGAACGUGCGUACGUGAUGUCAUCAAGCUGCCAGCAUCAAUCGUUCCCGGGUAGCGGCAGCGGCGGCGGCGGCAGCGGCUGCCCAGAGCAACAACUGACGCGAAUUCCACAGGGCCCACACCAUGGACAUAGCAAGACUAUUGAACUGUGUAGACGACUUAAUAGAAGUAUACCUGAGUUUGUUUACAAACGCAGCAUAGUGGCCGGAUACCACAUGAGAUAG
This is a messenger RNA of Priapulus caudatus, 1109 nucleotides long. RefSeq names its product neurogenic differentiation factor 1-like. Bases 57 to 1109 code for a protein of 350 amino acids. The record is from RefSeq and is a predicted model, not a curated record. Lineage: Eukaryota; Metazoa; Priapulida; Priapulimorpha; Priapulimorphida; Priapulidae. The transcript is spliced from 2 exons. Gene Ontology annotation, molecular function: protein dimerization activity.